AUGCGCUUGCAGAUGUGGAGGCGGACCCGUCCGGCGCGACCGCCCGCGACAGUCCGUCCGCCCGCUCGGAGAACGCCUUCGACGCCGUCUCGCCGCGGAUCCCCAGGUCGCCAGCCCCCAGCGGGCGCGGCCCGGCGGCCGGCGGCGGCCGCGACGCUGCCAGCGAGGCGCCCGAGGCGCCGACGGGGAGCGGCCAUGCGCUGCGUGCUGACGGCCCGCUGUCACCGGGCGCCCGGAGAGCGGCCACUCCCUGCCGCGAAGGACUCCUGGAGGAUGGGAACGGCGCAGUCGAAGCUCAGCAAGCACUCGAAGGUCAGCAAGCGCUCGAGGGUCACGGCGGUGACCAGGAGGACCAGCUUCGGGGAGCGCGCGAAGGUGAACCUGAGCUCGAGGGUCUUCCGGGACUGCCUGGGGCUGCUGCUUUGGCACCUGCGGUGGCCGCUGGUGGGGUGCUUUCUGCCCCUCUGCCUGAUCCUCGGGGGCCUGGCCGUCUGGAGGAUGUCGACGGCGGGUGCAGGUCUGCCCGUGUUCUCCAACGAGACGAACGCCGGCAGGCAGGAGUGGAUCCUGGAUGGCCUCUUCGGGACCUACGACACCGCCGUUCUCGGCGAGGCCAUGGCCUCGUUCCCAUCGACCGCGACGAUCAAGGAGACGUGCCCAGGCGUCAGCGACGACGGCUGCACCACCUGCUCCGGCCACGGGCGAUGCUCGUGGGACGGUGGCCAGUACGCUUGCAGCUGCGAUGCGGGGUGGUUCGGGAUGUCAUGUGCGCUGGGCGCGGAGGCGUACCAGGUGAGCUUCGUGACACCAGACCUGUCGCACGUGGUGGUCUUGUCAGGCCCUGCGAUGACGGCGGCCAUGGCGGCGGUGAGCGACCUGGUGGUCUCGAACGAUGGCGCGACCCCAGCGUCGUGGCAGCUCCAGCUCGGUGACUGGGUGGGUGGCUCGGACUGGGUGGCCCUCUCCGACCUCAGCGGGGACUUCUCGCUGCAGGCGGGCGGCCCGCGCUCCAUCGCCACCCUCACGGCCGCCUUCGACCUCACCGGCAAGCCCGCGGGCUGGCGGGGCGCUGCGACCGCCCGGCUCGUGGGCACGAACUCCCCCGAGCCCGCCUCGAUCGAGCUGCGCGCCGCGGUGGCGCAGAGCCUGUCUCUCUCGAACAUCUCCCUGACGGGCGGGGGCGAGACUUGGGCCCUGGCAGACUUCGACCCCGACGUCGCCGUCUACGACGUCCUCCUGGGCUACGAGCGGGCCAGCGUGCGCGUGGUGCCCUUCUUCUUCGAGGCGGCCUCGGCGGAGGUGCGCGCGGGAGGCCGGCGCCUCUCGGCCAGCGGCGGGGAGGGGGGCGAGGCGCUGCGGAGCGGCGAGAGCUCCGCGCCCGUGGAGCUGGAGGUGCAGGCGCCCGUGGCGGUGACCGUGACGGCGGUGCUGCUCGGGGCCUCCAACACGUACACGCUGAACCUGAUCCGGCAGGCGGCCACGGCCCCAGAGCCGCCGCGGCUGCUGCGCGCGGUAGCCGCCGGGCAGCGGCUCGCCGUGACCUGGGCGCCCCCCGCUUACGACGGCGGCAAGGAGGUCACCGCCUACGAGGUCGUUGCCGUCGCGUCGGGCGGCGCCGCCGCCCUCACCGCCUCGGUGGCGUGCCAGCCCGCGGGUUGCUACGCGCUCUCGGGCUACGACGAGUCCAGCCGUGCGUGCUGCGAGCACGAGCUCGAGGGCCUGGCCGACGGCGAGUCGUACACGGUGAGCGUCAUGGCCGUGAACGACGUCGGCACGAGCGGGGGCUCCUCGCCAGAGAUGUGCGCGGACCCCUCCUGCUUCCCGUGGCUUCCCGUCAUGGCCGGCGGCGGGGCGCCCGCCAUCGGCUCGCAACCCACGGCGACCGUGGUGGCCGAUGGCAAGGUCGAGGUGUCCGUGGCGCCCGAGAGUGUCGACAACGGGGGCGCAGUCCCCCUUUGGUUCGUCUGCACGCCCAGCCCGGGGGCGGCGCUGGGGAGCGCCAGCUCGGAGCCCGGCGCCAUCUCCAUCUCCGAGCUCCCCGUGACCCAGGCGUUCAGCUUCAGCUGCACGGUCACCAACGCUGGUGGGGAGGUGUCGGCAGCGUCUCCUUCCACGCCAGAGAUAAUGCCAACGCUGAUCACUGGAACAACUACCACCAUCACCACCCUCACUUCCAUCACAACGGUGAGCACGUUGACGCAGAUAGCAGUCUCGGGAUCCUUGGACCUGGAGCUCAGCGAUGACAUCGACCCCGACGACGAGGAGGCCUUCAACGCGGCAAUGGCCCAGGCAAUUGCGAACAUGCUGGGGGUUCCAGUCAGCACCGUCCAGAUCACGUCUGCUGGCCGCCGGUUGUCCCAACAGGACCUCGGCGCCAGGACCGUCCAGUUCACCGUGAGCGGCACGACCCGGGACGACCUCAACGAGCAGAUCUCCGGCCUGAGCGCGAGCGACAUGGACUCGCAGGUCAACGCUGCUCUCUCACAGGAGGGCGUAGGCAGCACGGCCCAGGUCGAGAGCUUCGGCGUGGACGCGGCGCCCACGGCUGCUCCAGCGCCCGCGCCGACCGCGGACCCCACACCCCUGGCUCCGACGGCGGCGCCGACGCCUGCUCCAACGCACGAGCCCACGACGAAGACGAGCACGUCGGUGACCGAGAGCACGACGACUUUCUGGUCCGAGACGACAGUGACAGUGUCAACACAGACCUACUCUGGUGAUCAGCCUCCGAGCGCGCCCAGCGUCGUCGCAGCUGUGUCUGGCCCUGGCGAGAUCAACGUCUCGGUCACAGCCUCGCCUGGGAACAAGUGGCCAAUCAGCAGAUUCAUUUGCAACGUCUCUCUGCAAGGCACCGCUGUUCAGACGGAGGAGGUCGCCAACGACGACGGCCGUGCCGACAUCGUCUUCUCGAGCCUCGACGAAGGCUCGAGCUACCAGUUCAGCUGCAUCGCCACCAACGAUGUUGGGGCCUCGGUGCCGUCCGAAAAGAUUUCCGUGACGGCCAUCGGGGUUCCAGCGCCGCCCGUGGUGACCUCCGUCGCAGUCACAGGUGUCGGGGAACUGACCCUGCACCUCUCCCUCUCCAGCACGUCUGCGGCGCCAGUGGAGAGCGCCCGAUGCAGGGCGACGAUGGACGAGGAGCUCCAGGGCGCCGCCCCCGAGGGCGGCCGCGCCGUCACGGUCGCCGGCCUCACGCCCGGCGCCGCCUACCGCUUCGAGUGCAGCGCGGCCAACGGCGCCGGCAGCUCGGCGUUCGGCGCGGCGUCCACGUCCGCGACGGCCGUGGGCGCCCCGCUGGCGCCUGCGGUCGUGUGCCUGACGCCUGGUGCGGGACUGGUGCAG
Prorocentrum cordatum is the source of this 3342-nucleotide messenger RNA. Lineage: Eukaryota; Dinophyceae; Prorocentrales; Prorocentraceae. The record is from the annotation of a GenBank genome assembly.